This is a messenger RNA of Bombina bombina (fire-bellied toad), 4409 nucleotides long. RefSeq names its product AE binding protein 1 (gene AEBP1). Lineage: Eukaryota; Metazoa; Chordata; Amphibia; Anura; Bombinatoridae. The record is from RefSeq and is a predicted model, not a curated record. Gene Ontology annotation, biological process: negative regulation of transcription by RNA polymerase II; proteolysis. Gene Ontology annotation, molecular function: DNA-binding transcription repressor activity, RNA polymerase II-specific; zinc ion binding; metallocarboxypeptidase activity. Bases 342 to 4019 code for a protein of 1225 amino acids. The transcript is spliced from 22 exons.
GGCUAUGAGGGUCUGAGAAGAGAAUGCAAGCAACAGACUGAAGGGGGUAAUUUUCUAACUAGCAACUCCCCCAUCUUCCUCAGAGUUAUCAAUAUAUUCUUCUCCAUCUAAUUGUCCCAUUGUGAUGUGAAGAUUAAGGAUUAAGAGCAUCUGGACAAACAGAGGUUGUCAUUAAGCAGUUCUACCGUAAUAACCUUUGACCCCUCUCCCAAGCACCUGACAGACCUUACUACUUUUGUGAGGGUGUAUUUGGGAUCCAAUCACCCUUUCCAGGGGUUAGGUGACACUGAGAUCAGACUGUGCCUCCUCCUCUCAUCUUUGGCUCCUCCUAGAGUCGAGGGAUGUGGAGGUCCGGAGGUCCAGCAGCCCUCCUCUACUUGCUUCUAGUUUUUCAAUGCCCAUCAGGACGAACUCAAUCAGUUCUGACAGAUGAUGAGAUUGAAGAGUUCUUGCAGGGGUUUCUCAAAGAGCUGACCACUGAGGAGGAAGAGGAAGACAAGGGGGAGCCCCAAGGGGAGGUUGAGGAGGAGGAAGAAUUGGCAGUUGACACCAGGACUGAAAGGGAGGAAGAGGAAGAUACACUGGUGAGGAGACCAGACAAGGCAAAGAAAAAUCAAGAGAGAGAACCACCAGGGAAGGCAAAAGAAAAACCAAAAAAAGAAAAAAAGGAAAAAGCCAUCAAACCAACCAAAAAACCUAAAGAAAAGAAGCCCCCUAAGAAAGAAAAAUCUCCUAAACCCACAAAGAAGCCCAAAGAGAAGAAACCAAAACCCACCAAGAAACCGAAGGAGAAGCCUCCUAAACCCACCAAGAAGACAGCUGGCAAAAAGCAGGAGAAGCGUCCAGACAGAACAGAAGAUGAGGAAACGUACAAAACUCCCAAAAUUACAGAAGGGGGUGAAGAAAGAUACAGGAGACCGGGAAUUACAGAUGAAGAUGAGGGGACAUAUAAGAUACCUGACAUUACGACGGAGGAAGAGGACAGGUAUGGGAAACCCCAAAUCACAGUGGAUGAGUGGGAAAGAGCUGGGAGGCCAGAAGUUACUAAAGAAGAGGAAGACAGAGAAAGAGAAAUAACACUAGAAGAGGAAGAAAGAUACCGAAGACCCUCUGUUGACAAGGAAGAAGAUGAUAGGUACUGGAGACCCACAAUUACUGAGGAAGAAGAGGAGAGAUAUAGAAAACCCCAGACCACAGAAGAGGAGGAGGAGAGGUAUAGAAGACCUGAAAUAACAGAACAAGAUAGGUACCAAAGACCUAAAGUAACUAAAGAAGGCACGUGGACACAUGGCGAGGAGUGGGAAGAAGAACGACCACUACAACCACCGCCUGAGCCAGAGGAGCCCGAUAGAGAAGAUAGGAGACCACAGCCUGGUCCAGAUGAAGAACCACCCACAGAGGAUUAUAAUGAACGGCUGGAAAGAGAGGACUAUGAUGAUUAUGGACAAACCAGGCGUCAGAAGAAACCACCACGGGUUCCAGAUCGUGGAAGACCUGAGCGUCCAGUCAUUCCUGAGAGACCUCAGCCCAAAUUACCAGUAAAGCCACCAACAAGGCCGCCUGACUACCCAGAUCUUAAAUUUAUAGAAAAUUACGAUGACUAUGAUUACAUGAUCCACCUGAGACCACCUGGCAAACCCACAGACGAAGAGGGGGAAACAGAAAAAUCUCAAAACGAACGAGAGAGGGAGGAGCUAGAGAAAGAAAGAGAAAGAAAAGAAAAAAAGAAACAACCAGACACAUGGGACUCGGAAGAGGUGGAGGAAACACCAAAGGAAAGGAAGAAGUGUCCCCCAAUUGGUCUGGAGUCCCAUCGGAUAGAGGAUGAUCAGAUUCUUGCCUCCUCUAUGCUACGCCAUGGGCUCCACGCACAACGAGGGAGACUCAACAUGCAGUCAGGUGCAAAUGAGGAUGAUUUCUUUGAUGGGGCUUGGUGUGCUGAGGAUGACGGCCGGGCACAGUGGUUAGAGGUGGACACAAGGAGGAAUACAUUAUUCACUGGAGUAAUAACUCAAGGACGUGACUCACUGAUACUUGAUGACUUUGUGACGUCAUUCCAUGUGGGGUUCAGUAAUGACAGCCAGAAAUGGGUCUUGUACAGCAAUGGAUAUGAAGAGAUGCUAUUUUACGCCAACGUGGAUAAAGACACACCAGUGCAGACAGAUUUCCCAGAGCCUGUGGUAGCAAGAUUUAUCCGUAUUUACCCACAGAACUGGAACGGCAGUCUGUGCAUGCGGUUGGAGGUGCUGGGAUGUCCUGUUUCCAAUGUAGUGAGUUAUUACAGUCAGAAUGAAGUGAUAACUUCUUCAGAUAAUUUGGAUUUUAGACAUCACAGCUAUAAAGACAUGAGACAGCUCAUGAAAGUUGUAAAUGAAGAGUGUCCGACCAUUACUAGAAUUUACAAUGUGGGAAAGACACCAAAAGGAUUGAAGAUUUAUGCCAUGGAGAUUUCCGACAACCCAGGAGAGCAUGAGAUAGGAGAACCAGAGUUCCGGUACACAGCAGGCCUUCAUGGUAAUGAGGUUCUAGGUCGGGAGCUAUUACUUUUUCUCAUGCAGUUCAUGUGUAGAGAAUUCCGAGACGGGAACCCUCGUGUCUCACACCUUGUACAUGAGACAAGAAUUCAUAUUGUGCCAUCUCUAAACCCUGAUGGGUAUGAGAUUGCCAGUCAAAUGGGUUCAGAGUUGGGGAAUUGGGCUCUUGGACAUUGGACGGAAGAAGGCUAUGAUAUUUUCACUAAUUUCCCAGACUUGAACACAGGACUAUGGGCAGCCGAGGAAAGGAAAAUGGUCCCUCAUCGUGUGCCAAACCAUCACUUACCGAUUCCGGAGAGCUUCCUGGAAGAAGAUGCAACAGUCGCUGUGGAGACAAAGGCAAUAAUGGCCUGGAUGGACAAAAUUCCCUUUGUGCUUGGAGCAAACUUUCAAGGAGGAGAGAAGCUAGUCUCUUACCCAUAUGACAUGGCAAAGAAAGCAAAGGAGGAGGAACCACAGCAAAGACCCCGUCACCAUCAGUACCAAGAGGAAGAGGAGGAGGAAGAUGAGGUUGCGGAAGUUGGAGGAGAAGAGGAGGAAGGGCUAUCCAAGACUUCUGAUCAUGCAAUAUUCCGAUGGCUUGCCAUCUCCUAUGCCUCUGCUCACCUUACCAUGGGGGAGACAUUCCGUGGAAGCUGCCAUGCUGAUGAUUACACCAAGGGAAUGGGCAUCGUUAAUGGAGCUAAAUGGAGACCAAUGUCUGGAACUAUGAACGACUUUAGUUACCUGCAUACUAAUUGUCUGGAGUUGUCCAUCUAUCUGGGGUGUGAUAAAUUCCCUCAUGAAAAUGAACUGGCUGAGGAGUGGGAAAACAACAAGGAUGCUUUGCUGACCUUUAUAGAGCAGGUACAUCGAGGUAUUAAAGGCACUGUGACAGACAGACAAGGAGAGCCCAUACCUAAUGCCACAAUCUCAGUGGCUGAGAUAAACCAUGAUGUCAUGACAGCAAGUGGUGGGGACUACUGGCGUAUUCUUAAUCCUGGGGAAUACAGAGUAACUGCACGGGCAGAAGGCUACACACAAAGUACCAAGGUGUGCAAUGUUGGAUAUGAAAUGGGGGCAACCUACUGUAACUUUGUCUUGCCACGAUCUAACUGGAAGAGGAUUAAGGAGAUCAUUGCCAUGAAGGGUAACGGCCCCAUUCGUUUUGUACGUCCUGGGGGCCGACGGCUCUCUCCAAUUGCUCGUCAGCGUAUGGAGAGGCGUCGUUUGUUGAUGAGACGUAGAGGCAACCUCACUACAACCUUGCCACCAACCACUACACCAUUUAUUCCCACUACUACCAUGCCUCCCCCUGACACUGCCACUACAAUGGCUCCUCGCCGACUGGAGCCACCAACUUCUAUUGAGCCUUUAUGGGACACAGAGACUGAAACCUACACAGAGAUUGUAACUGAAACAGAAACAUGGGAGGAAGACGUCAGCACACCUGCUGCCCCAUUCACAACUGCAGAGACUUAUACAGUAAAUUUUGGGGAUUUCUAAGCAGGAAAGUUAAAUAUGAAUGAUUAAAUGUAAGUGAGCUGGAAGAGACACAGCCUAUGAUGAAGAAUAUCCACUCUUUUAUAUAGUGCUCUCAUUUACCCUUCUUUCCAACUUGUAGUGUUUCAUGAGCAUAGCUAGGUUUAAAUAGCUAAAUGUAACAUCUAAACACAUGAGAGUCCAAUAAGGAAUAUUAUUGAGGGAGUCCUAUUGCUUGCAAAACCUCCAAAUGGGUUCAAACACAUUUUGGGUAGCUGUGAAAGUUGAACAAGUAAUACCAACUAUUCUGGACCUAAAACCCAUGCAAGGACCUUCUGGGUAACAGCAAUGCUAGCUACAUGCCUUAUUGCAAAAGCCUGUACAGGUCUACUAAUAAAAAACGGUUUCUACAAA